AUGUACUGGAUCGUCUCGAUGACGGUCAUUAACGUGCGGCGAUCCGGAAGGCGCCCUACGCAGCCGCUCCCCUGGCCAGCCCUCUCCCCCCUCCCCCUCGAAGUGUGGCCGCAAGCCGUAGCUCUCCGCCAAGCUCCUGUGUAUCCUGUGUAUCGUCGCCUCCUGUCGUCGCCUGCUCAAGCUGCCAACAGACCCCAAAUCUCCCUCGACGCCCCCCUACCCCACACUACAGGUCGUUGCAAGGGUGCGCGACCACGGCCAACCGCCGCCAUGGUGUUCGUGGGCAUAUACCGCGCCGUCUACGACUAUGAGCCUCAGAGCAGCAAUGAGCUGGCCCUGAAAGAGGGCGACAUCCUGAUGGUGCUGGAGAAGUCGACUGAUGACGACUGGUGGAAGGCCAAGAAGAAGGGCGGCGAAGAUGAGGAGCACGAGCCGGAGGGUUUGAUCCCGAACAACUACAUCGAAGAGGCCGGCCCAGUCGCGCAGGCCAAGGCACUCUACGACUAUGCCCGCCAAACGGAUGAGGAGCUCUCGUUCAAGGAAGACGCACUCCUUGAUGUGUACGACACCUCCGAUCCCGACUGGACGCUGGUGGGCGUGGAGAGCGACUACGGCUUCGCGCCUGCAAACUACAUCGAGCUCCUCCAAGGCAGCGCUGAAUCCGCAGCCGCAGCCGCAGCCUCGCCAGCACUGCCCUCUCGUCCUGCAAUGCCUGCCGCUGCCGCUGCCGCUGCCGACUCGGACGACGACCAGCCCCCUACGCCUGACUCGCCCCCGCACCAGAGCCCGGCUGCAGCCCUCGCUGGCAUCAUUCAGAAAAAGUCUGGACAAAGCGCCCCGCGGCCGACCAUCUCUCCACCCCCCAACAUGACUUAA
This is a messenger RNA of Plenodomus lingam JN3, 876 nucleotides long. The record is from RefSeq and is a predicted model, not a curated record. Lineage: Eukaryota; Fungi; Ascomycota; Dothideomycetes; Pleosporales; Leptosphaeriaceae.